Molecule: messenger RNA, 570 nt
Organism: Knipowitschia caucasica
Lineage: Eukaryota; Metazoa; Chordata; Actinopteri; Gobiiformes; Gobiidae
Source: the annotation of a GenBank genome assembly
AUGGGAGCGCCUGCUGGUGAUGUCAUGUUGUGGGGAGCUUGGAGAUGCUGCUGCAGGAUCCAACACUUCUGGAGAAAGCAGCAUCAGGGAGCCGCCUGCAGCACCAUGACUCUGAAAGCGUACCUACAGAAGAUGCGAGAGCUCCCCCUGCUGUCCCUGUUCUGCUCCUGCAUGCGGCCGCAGAACAAACCUGCUCCCAGAGACAAGAUCGAUGGCGUGGUGGACCUCAACCUGUGCAGCAUCCGCGACAUGGAGGUCAUCGAGCUGAGUAAACGCUCCAGCGGCCAGGCCUUCGAGGUCAUUCUGAAGCCGCCCUCGUUCGACGGCAGCCCAGAGCUCCGGGUGACCACUCCGCCGCGGCCCAAACCCUCGCUGGAGGAGAUCCAGAAGAAGCUGGAGGCGGCGCACGAGAGGAGAAAGUGUCAGGAGGCGGAGCUUCUGAAGCACUUGGCUGAGCGCCGCGAGCACGAGCGAGAGGUCGCCCAGAAAGCAUUAACCAAAGAACGUCAGGAGCAACAGCAAACAGACACACAUCUGAGCGCAGCACAGGAGCAGCCUCAGGUGUCAUGA